AUGGAUACCGAUUAUAAAAAUGUGAGCUUAGAUAUUUGGACGAAAAGUUUUGAACUAUUCAUAUGCCAAAAGGAGGAAACGUUGAAGGAGAUAGAAAAUAGGUUUAAAAUCUUAACGGACAAUAUGUGUUAUAGGGGUAUUAGGAUGUCAAAUGAUGAAUAUCUAUCAAAAUUGACAACUGCUUUACCUGCUAAAUGGGAUAAGUUUAUGGUUGAACUAAAACAGAGAGAUUUCUUUCCAGAACUUUUUCCACAUCAGUUCUUUAAUGAAGUUAGAGCAGAGUGGUAUAAGGAAGAAAAGAAACGGAGGGAAUUUUUGUCUAAGAUGGAAAAGAAUUUAAAUAAAUUGGAGCUGGAUGUACUCAUUGAAGUUGAUAAAAGAGUUUGUGGUUUUCUUGCAACAAAGAGAAUCGACAAGAUGGAAACGAAGGAUGCUCCAAAAGUUGAAGAAUCUGUAGAGUCUGAAUCUUCAAGUUCUGCAUCAGUGCGCAUGGCACCCGAAGACGUCCACAAAACCGCAUUUCGAACACACGAAGGGCACUACGAAUUCCUUGUUAUGCCGUUCGGUCUCACAAACGCCCCGGCGACGUUCCAAGCCCUUAUGAACCACGUGUUUCGUACCAUGUUACGGAGGGGAGUGUUGGUGUUUUUCGAUGACAUUUUGAUUUACAGUACGGAUGAACAACAACACGCGAAACAUUUGAGGCAGGUUUUAUCCAUCAUGAAGGAAAACAAGCUGUUCGCAAAGGAAUCUAAAUGCGUGUUCGGGGCCCGAGCAGUGGAGUAUUUGGGUCAUAUUAUCUCCGGGGAAGGAGUAAAAACGGACCCGACGAAGAUUGAAGCGAUACAACAAUGGCCCGUAUAA
Messenger RNA from Helianthus annuus (common sunflower), 864 nucleotides. RefSeq lists its product as uncharacterized. The transcript has 3 exons. Bases 1 to 864 code for a protein of 287 amino acids. Lineage: Eukaryota; Viridiplantae; Streptophyta; Magnoliopsida; Asterales; Asteraceae. The record is from RefSeq and is a predicted model, not a curated record.